AUGGAGGGCACAUUCCUCCCAAACAGACCAGCUCUCCCUCUCCAGUUGACAAAACCUACACAAUCAACCCAACAACAAAGACUCGGAUUCAAUCCAACAACUCUCCCACCACAACCACCGUCGCCGCAAUCUUUCCCCAUUGAUCCUCUCGUCCAGCACCUCAUCCACCUCUCUUCACCGCCACCGACCGCCACCCACAAGCAGAAACCUAUACGAUCAGUAAAAUCAAGUAACACCCACAUCGAAUUCCCUGCUACUCGCAGUUACUCAAAAAAGCAUUCCCCCAAUCGAACACAUUUCAGGAAGCCUUAUUCAAGUUCACUCCUUACCCUUGAAGACCCCAAAGUUCAGUUGGCGGGUAUUGAUGGUGAUGGUGAUGGGUCGCUUGAUUUUCUUUCAAUUGAGUGUAAGUCUAUGCUGGAUUCUAUCUUGGAACAGACUUCAUCCAGUUUACAUUUAUUCUUUUAUUCCGUUAAGUUCAAGUUGAUUGAACUCGAUUUGGUUAGCCUAUUAAAGGGUUUAGAUCGUUCGGGUAACUGGGAAAAAGCCCUUUCUUUGUUCGAAUGGGUACUGGAGGAUUCAAGGACUAAUCAAAGCUUCAAUAUUGACAACCAAAUGAUCGAAUUAAUGGUCAAAAUCUUGGGUAGGGAGUCACAACAUACGAUCAUGUCAAAGCUCUUUGAUAAGUACGGUGUUGGGGAUUAUUCUCUAGAUGUUCGUGCUUUCACUACUAUUAUCCAUUCCCAUUCAUGUACAGGAAAAGUAUGA
This is a messenger RNA of Lactuca virosa, 768 nucleotides long. Lineage: Eukaryota; Viridiplantae; Streptophyta; Magnoliopsida; Asterales; Asteraceae. The record is from the annotation of a GenBank genome assembly.